AUUCGAUUCAAGAAUUGUUGCCGUGCUCGAAUUGACUCGCGGUGGCAUAAAAAGUUGGCAAGGCUUCAUCAUGAAAAUCCUUGUCACCUGCUGAGCAUCCAUGACACGCUGAAUUACCCUUUGCCAUCCACAAGAUGGCCGCCGUUAGAAUAUGCGUCUGCGGCGACGAUGGUUGUGGUAAGUCCAGUCUUAUCACCUCACUUGUAAAGGAUACGUUCGUUAGCAACAAGAUCCAAGCCGUCCUCCCCCAGAUCACCAUUCCUCCGACGCUGGGGACACCGGAAAAUGUCACUACUACGGUGCUCGACACAUCUGCGCAGCCGCAAGACAGGGCGCACCUGGCGGCCGAAUUGCGACGAUCCAAUGUCAUCCUCCUCGUCUACUCGGACCACUACAGUUACGAAAGAAUUGCGUUGUUUUGGCUGCCACACUUUCGCUCCUUGGGGGUCAAUCUACCGGUGAUCCUGUGCGCGAACAAGUCAGAUCUCGUCACCAGCAGUACUGCCGCGCAGGUGGUCGAGGAAGAGAUGUUACCUGUUAUGGCGGAAUUCAAGGAGAUUGAUUCAUGCAUUCGAACGAGUGCUCGUGAUCACUUUAAUGUGAAUGAAGCUUUCUUUCUGUGCCAGAAAGCUGUGACACAUCCCAUUGCUCCUCUGUUCGAUGCAAAGGAGUCGGCCCUCAAGCCAGCAGCUGUCGCAGCUCUGCAGCGAAUCUUCUAUCUAUGUGACAAGGACAAGGAUGGGCUCUUGAAUGACAAAGAGAUGCAAGAUUUCCAAGUCAAGUGUUUUGACAAAGGGUUGAGCGAGGAAGAUCUGCAACAUAUCAAGGACACCAUCAACCAACACCUGCCUGGGUCCGUCACGGCUCGCGGAAUCAACUCGCAAGCGUUUCUCCAUCUGAAUAAGCUUUAUGCUGAAAAAGGACGACAUGAAACGAUAUGGGUUAUCUUGAGGACAUUUCAAUAUACCGACAGCCUUUCUUUGCAAGAGUCAUUUCUCCAUCCCAAGUUUGAGGUGCCAGAGUUCUCAUCCGCCGAACUGUCACCGGCCGGGUAUCGCUUCUUUGUGGACCUGUUCCUCACUUCUGACCGGGACAAUGACGGGGGAUUGAGAGACGAAGAAUUGGCAUCUCUAUUUGCUCCAACCCCGGGCAUUCCUCAACUCUGGGUGGACAACAAUUUCCCCGUUUGUACGGUGCGAAAUGAUGCUGGACACAUCACUUUGCAGGGAUGGUUGGCACAGUGGUCGAUGACGACCUUCACAUCACCCAAGACGACGUUGGAAUAUCUAGCAUACCUAGGAUUUGAAUCGCCUGAUCGUUCUAACGCAACGACUACCGCGGCUUUGAAGUUGACCAAGGCGCGAAAGAGAAGACAGAAGCCGGGCAAAGUAGGUCGAAAUGUGAUUAUGGCACACGUGCUCGGUGCCCCUCAGUCAGGGAAGUCAGCAUUACUCGACACAUUCCUGGCUCGAUCCUACAAUCAUCUAUACCUACCGACGAUCCAACCUCGAGUGGCGGUCAAUACGGUUGAACUUCCUGGCGGGAGGCAAUGCUAUUUGAUUCUGAAGGAAUUGGGAGAAUCGGAAGCGGCAGUUCUGGAGAACAAGAACAAACUUCUGGAUCAAUGCGAUGUGGUUGUGUAUACAUAUGACUCGUCGGAUCCGGAUUCGUUUGCGUAUAUUCUCAAUAUCCGCAAGAUGUAUCCACACCUGGAGGAGUUGCCGUCUGUGUAUGUGGCACUGAAGGCGGAUCUCGACCGAACGACACAGAGAUCGGAGCAUCAACCAGACGAGUAUGUAACUCAACUACAACGAAUGCCGCAAGGACCACCCAUCUCGACCAGUGUGGCGUGGCCUUCGAUUCAGGAGCUGUUUGUUUCCAUCUCUCUUGUUGGACUUGAGCCUGUUAUUGGGUAUCCUCGACCGCUGCAAGAAGAUGAUAAUGGCCAGUUGAUGAGGUAUGGGUUAGUUCUGGGCGUGGUGGUGUGUGCUGGAGCUGCAGCAGUGGUGAUUUGGCGGAGGGCUGGGGUCCCAACUUGAUGAUCAAGCGAUAAUAAAACAUCUGCAUUGUAGAACUGUAUUAACAUGAUGAGUCUUACU
Messenger RNA from Exophiala mesophila, 2099 nucleotides. RefSeq names its product mitochondrial Rho GTPase 1. The transcript has a single exon. Gene Ontology annotation, cellular component: mitochondrial outer membrane. Lineage: Eukaryota; Fungi; Ascomycota; Eurotiomycetes; Chaetothyriales; Herpotrichiellaceae. The record is from RefSeq and is a predicted model, not a curated record. Gene Ontology annotation, molecular function: GTPase activity; GTP binding; calcium ion binding. Gene Ontology annotation, biological process: regulation of mitochondrion organization; mitochondrion organization; small GTPase-mediated signal transduction. The coding region runs from base 135 to 2039 and encodes 634 amino acids.